UUUCCCCCUUUUUCUCAUGUAUAAAUUAGCAGCCUUUGACACCUCUCAUAUUACACACAAAUCAAAAGGUCCAAUUUUUCUCUCUUUGACUUUCUAAUAUCACCAUUUUUUUCUUCAAAAACCUCACAAAUUUCUUCAUCAUGUCUCAGACUGUUGUUCUCAAGGUUGGCAUGUCAUGCGAAGGCUGUGUUGGGGCUGUCAAAAGAGUUUUGGGGAAAAUGGAAGGUGUAGAAACUUUUGACAUUGAUCUGAAGGAGCAAAAAGUAACUGUGAAGGGCAAUGUUCAGCCAGACGCUGUUCUCCAAACUGUUUCAAAGACCGGAAAGCCAACAUCUUUCUGGGAAGCAGGUGAAUCGGCUCAAACAGAAGCUGUUAGUACAGCUUGAUGAUGUCUAAUGGCCUGGAAUUGUAUGUUAAGGCUUGAGCUUUAUAUGACUUUAUCAAGAAUUCCUCUGUGUAACAGUUCAAAUCUAAAUUCCAAUAAGUUCUUGAUCA
This is a messenger RNA of Lycium barbarum (goji berry), 495 nucleotides long. RefSeq names its product copper transport protein ATX1. The record is from RefSeq and is a predicted model, not a curated record. The transcript has 3 exons. Bases 141 to 386 code for a protein of 81 amino acids. Gene Ontology annotation, molecular function: metal ion binding. Lineage: Eukaryota; Viridiplantae; Streptophyta; Magnoliopsida; Solanales; Solanaceae.